Clunio marinus is the source of this 252-nucleotide messenger RNA. The record is from the annotation of a GenBank genome assembly. NCBI's taxonomy places the organism in Eukaryota, Metazoa, Arthropoda, Insecta, Diptera, Chironomidae.
AUGAAAAGGCGCUCAUUUAAAGAAGCUCAAGUUGUGAUGAUUAAAAUGAUGUUUAAGAAUCCCUCAUUGCGAAAGUGUGUGGGCGAGGAAGAUGAAGGGGAAAAAAAGAGAUCUGCAGCUUUUAUUCAUCAGGAAGCUGCAAUAAUGCACCACUUUUCACCUUUCGUAACUAUUAUGAAGAGACCUUUACAAAAUUAUGUUUCUCGGAAUAGUUGUGAAGAUUAUCAACUUGAUGAUGUAGCUAACCAUUGA